UAUGAUAAAAUUGUGAAUCUGCUCCUCCCCAUAAUUUCAAAGAACUCUGGUCUGGUGUGUAAUGGCGGAGAUUGUUUGUCCUCAGCCUCAGCUGCCCCCGGGCUUCAGAUUUCACCCCACAGAUGAGGAACUGCUUGUGCAUUACUUGAGAAACAAAAUCUCCUCCUCUGCUCUUCCUGUAUCUAUUAUCACAGAUGUGGAUGUGUAUAAAUUCAAUCCAUGGGAAUUGCCAGGAAAGGCAAGCUUUGGGGAUAGGGAGUGGUAUUUCUUCAGCCCUAGGGAUCGGAAGUACCCAAAUGGGUCAAGGCCCAAUAGGGCAGCGGCCUGUGGUUAUUGGAAGGCUACUGGAACUGACAAGCCCAUCCUUAACUCUGUUGGCACUCAAAAAGUAGGUGUCAAGAAAGCCCUGGUUUUCUACAAAGGCAGGCCUCCCAAGGGCCUCAAAACCAGCUGGAUAAUGCAUGAGUACCGCCUCACAGACUCCACCGUGGCCCCUAAGGCCCCCAGGAAAAAGUGGUCUCUAAGGUUGGAUGAUUGGGUGUUGUGUCGGAUAUACCAGAAAGCUGGGCAUUCUCCCAGUCCCAGCAGUGAAGGAAGAAGCCAAGAGCAGGAUCUCAUUCCGCUGCAAUUUCAGCUGCACCAUGAAUUUCAGGGGCCACCCACAUUGGACUUCCCUGUUCAGAGCGAGGAUCCCAACUUUCUUGACGGAUUUCUGGACAGUACAAAUGCAUGGGAUGCCAGUGGCAGUGUCACAGCUAAGCUGAAUUCGAUCAAGAGAACCCUCUCUCUCCUCUUCGAUGACGAUGACGCUGAGGUUGAACCAUCUCCCAAGAGAAAUAUGAUGAACAACCUCAGCAAUUCCAAUUCUCAACCCACCUUGUAUGUUCCUCCUCCUUUCAACCCUUACAAGAUUACCCUCUCUGAUUUCAAUGAAAUGUUGCCAUCGCCCUUCACUGAAAGCAGACCUUGGGACUCUCAGAAAGGACACACCUGGUUGUCAUAAGAUAUCACUGUUUUAUGCCCUGUCUUAUAAGUCAGUGUC
Messenger RNA from Cryptomeria japonica (Japanese cedar), 1042 nucleotides. RefSeq names its product NAC transcription factor 29. Gene Ontology annotation, biological process: regulation of DNA-templated transcription. The record is from RefSeq and is a predicted model, not a curated record. The transcript is spliced from 3 exons. Bases 62 to 1003 code for a protein of 313 amino acids. Lineage: Eukaryota; Viridiplantae; Streptophyta; Pinopsida; Cupressales; Cupressaceae. Gene Ontology annotation, molecular function: DNA binding.